Messenger RNA from Pyricularia grisea, 546 nucleotides. RefSeq lists its product as uncharacterized. Lineage: Eukaryota; Fungi; Ascomycota; Sordariomycetes; Magnaporthales; Pyriculariaceae. Gene Ontology annotation, molecular function: iron ion binding; oxidoreductase activity, acting on paired donors, with incorporation or reduction of molecular oxygen; heme binding. The record is from RefSeq and is a predicted model, not a curated record. The transcript has 2 exons. Bases 1 to 546 code for a protein of 181 amino acids.
AUGCUGCUCUGCGGCGUCACCUUCCUGCUCUUCUCACACCCGCCGGCUCUCAAGAGGCUGACGGACGAGAUCCGAUCUUCGUUCUCGUCCCAGAGCCAGAUCACGCUACUGUCGGCGUCCAAACUGCUCUACGUGCUCGCCUGCCUGAACGAAGCCCUCAGGGUGUAUCCGCCCCGCAAAGGAAAACUUUCCCUUGUCACCCGGAACGGAAAUCCAGGUAGCCAUCCUCCUCAUGAUAAACCUCACAAUAUGGACUUCAUCAAAAUACAAAACAGCCUGGCUUAUGCUGAAACGCGGCUCGCGCUGACCAAACUCGUGUUCAACUUUGACAUGGCAGCUGGGGCAAGCACCCAGGGUUGGAUGGACCAAAAGGUGUACAUUAUGUGGGCGACAGAGCCUCUUCAUGUCUACUUGAGGCCAAUCGUGCGGCCCUACUGGGGACACGCUCCACGCUUCUACAUGACAAAGCUGGUGACGGCAGGCCCCGGCUCUUACGAAAGCCGGGAGCGAACCGAAUGGCCGAAUCUCGUCAUGAUAGACCGUUGA